Messenger RNA from Bursaphelenchus xylophilus (pine wood nematode), 1809 nucleotides. The record is from the annotation of a GenBank genome assembly. Lineage: Eukaryota; Metazoa; Nematoda; Chromadorea; Rhabditida; Aphelenchoididae.
AUGCUCACAAUUCUGGCAACGUUGAUUGUUGCCACUUUCUCAGCGCCAAGUCAUCGCUUCUUGGAGCUGGAGUCGGAUCAUCCCGCCAAUCGGCGGUUCGAAAUUGAAGAGGGCUCGCAAUGGAGACAUGCGUCGGUGCAGGACCCCUGGAUUAAAGUGAGUUGCAAGAAGCUUGAGGGUAAAAGUUUGAGGGUAAAAUACGUCUUGUCUUUCGGACUUUUUUGCCAAAAAUCAAUAAAAAGAGGCAUAAUUUGGCCAACCUUUGAUCUAAAAUUCUCGGAUUUAAUAAAAUUUUUGCGGUUUAGUUUCGCUUCUAAAAUUUCACAAAGAAUCUCUGAACACGUAUUUUACAAUGACUCCAAUUUUUUCAAUUCAAGUUUGCAUCAAAUUCAAACUUUUCAGUUCUUCACUCAACGCGCUUUGGAGACGAUUGAGAGAGAAGAGAACGAUGGGAUUCGCCUUCUGAACGUCCAACUGAUCGACUCGAUUGUGGCGCCGACCGACAAUGGGCUCCAUUACAAACUGAGAUUUGUGGUGGGGAAGACGAAUUGUUUGACGGUAAGCUAAUCAUUUGAGCGUAUUUAGUUACGCAUUUUAAAAUUGAAUAUUUUGAAAGGGGUCCAUCACAUUAUUUACCUUAUUCUGCGCAACAUUUUCAGAAAAAAAUUUUUGCACUGUGCAGACGCAAAAAUAGGCUAAAAAAUGCUCCGCACAGUGCUAAAUUUAAAAAUUUGAUUUUUGCACUGUGCAGAGCCAAAAAUAGGCUUAAAAGUCAUCGGCACAGUGCAAUUUCAAAAGUUUUUUCUUUGCACUGUGCGGAAAACGAGGGAGUAGCCUCGAUGAGGAGAGCGGCCUUAGAGAAAAAAGAAGUUUUCUCGCGGUACCUUGAGCGAAUUUUGCAUGAUGAAAAUUGAUUUUUUUAUAAAAACGGAGUACGCAAAACGAGGAGAGAGGUCAUAGAGAAAAACAUUUUUUUUGGGCUAUAUCUUUGUCUAUUUCGAGCGGAAAAAAUAGAUUUUUUGUGGAGACAUUACCGUAUACGGUAGUUUGGGUGUGCACUGUGCACAAAUCAAUUUUUUUAAUUUAGCACUGUACAGACGCAAAAAAUAGGCUAAAAAAUGCUCUGCACCGUGCAAAAUCCAAACAUUUGAUUUUUGCACUGUGCAGAGCCAAAAAUAGGCUUAAAAGUGAUCGGAACAGUGCAAAUUCAAAAUUUUUUCCAUAGCACUAUGCAAAAUCAAAAAAAAAUUUUUUUGCACUGUGCACACACACAAAUAGACUAAAAAAUGCUCUGCACCGUGCAAAGUCCAAAUAUUUGAUUUUUGCACUGUGCACACUCAAAAAUAGGCUUAAAAGUCAUCGGCACAGUGCAAGUUCAAAACUUUUUUCUUCGCACUGUGCAAACUCAAAAAAAAAUUUUUUUGCGCUGUGCACAGCCACAAAUAGACUAAAAAAUGCUCUGCACCGUGCAAAGUCCAACCAUUUGAUUUUUGCAUUGUACAGACCCAAAAUUAGGUUUAAAAGUCAUCGGCACAGUGCAAAUUCAAAAUGUUAUUUUUUCCAACUUUCGACCUAAAACUCUUGGCCGUUUCUGCAGAUUUCUUCGAAAUCUGAGCUUCAAACAAUAUGAAACUCUAAGCACGUACUCUUCUGAUCGUUUUACUACAAUAAACUUUGUUUCAGAGCGACCUCAUCUGCGAUUAUUUGAACGUCGUUUCCCGCAAGGUCUAUGAAGCCGACAUCACCUACGACUAUGGCACACGUCAAGAAGAAGUCAGCGUGUGGCCUGAAGGCGACGAAAUCUUCUAA